Messenger RNA from Aphanomyces astaci, 1108 nucleotides. Its product is annotated as protein RarD. The coding region runs from base 60 to 1061 and encodes 333 amino acids. Gene Ontology annotation, cellular component: plasma membrane. The record is from RefSeq and is a predicted model, not a curated record. Lineage: Eukaryota; Oomycota; Saprolegniomycetes; Saprolegniales; Verrucalvaceae. The transcript has a single exon.
CCACUAUUUUACAAAUCACAAUCCAUCUAUAGCCAUUUUACAUUUCCACCACCACGACGAUGGUUCCGAUGACUGAUCGUACUCGUGGCGUGAUGAAUGGCGCGGUGGCGUACGUGAUCUGGGGCCUCUGUCCGGUCUACUGGAAGCUCCUUGCGACGGUCCCUGCCAUCCAGUUGAUUGCGCACCGCAUCGGGUGGUCGGUGCCGCUGCUGGUGCUGAUGCUGUCCCUGCGGGGGGAGCUCCAUGUCGUCGCCGCCGCCGUCCAAAACAGACGCACCAUGGCCACGUAUGCUCUGUCCGCGUCUCUCUUGGGGGUCAGCUACUUCGUCUGUGUGUGGGCCGUGAACGCCGGCUUCAUCGUGGACGUGAGUCUCGGCAUGUACAUCAACCCGCUCGUGAGCGUGCUGCUGGGCGUGUUCUUCUGCAAAGAGACCCUCAAUACCGUGCAGUGGCUGGCCAUGGUGCUCGCGGCGGCGGGAAUGCUCGCCAUGGCCAUCGACUACGGCAAGUUUCCGUGGAUCGCGUUCACGAUUGCUUUGGACUUUGGCUUGUACGGGCUAGUGCAGAAGAAGGCGCCGCUGGGGGCGCUGCCAGGUGUAACCAUCGAGUUCGUGCUGCUCAGUGUACCGCUGGUCGUGUACUUGUUGGUCGUGGACCAGCAGGGCGACGGGGCCUUCGGGCACACGGGCGCGGCCCAAGACUGGCUCAUGGCGGGGCUCGGAGCCACCACGGUGGUGCCCCAAGUGAUGUUUGCCGCGUCGGCACAAUCGAUUCCGUUGAGCAUUUUGGGCAUUUUGCAGUUUCUGGGCCCGACCAUCUCGGUGCUGCUGGGGGUGUUGGUGUAUGACGAAGCGUUUGGCACUGUCAAAGCCCUGUCGUUUGGCCUCGUCUGGCUCGGUCUGAUUUUGUUCACGACGCAGUCUGUACGAUCCCCAAAGGUGGAACAACCGAUAUCGUUGGAACUAGUGGUCGUGUCAUCGGUGCGACUAUCCGCUGCGGAGUAUAUCGCGGCAGUAGACGACAAGUCCGUAGAGUCGCAUUCUGCUUUGAAUGUAGUGUAAUGUUACGAGUGUCUCUAAUGCAGCUAAUACAAGUUCACAUGAUUUGA